Molecule: messenger RNA, 1113 nt
Organism: Vicia faba (fava bean)
Lineage: Eukaryota; Viridiplantae; Streptophyta; Magnoliopsida; Fabales; Fabaceae
Source: the annotation of a GenBank genome assembly
AUGGGCACGACGGGUUUGGGAGACAAUGUUAAAGAAGUUGAUGCGGAGCAUGUUCUGCAUAACAUAACAAACCCUGAAAUUGCGAUUCUUGCUGUUAAAUACUUCCAGAAGAAGAUUGAACCGGAGAGACAUGUUGUUCUUUACAAUGUGUUGUUUAAGCUUUUUAGAGAAAUUAAUGAUUUUGAAAAAGCAGAGAAGGUGUUUGAGGAAAUGCUGCAGAGAGGAGUCAAGCCUGAUGUUGUUACGUUUUCGACUUUGAUUAGGUGUGCUUCUGUUUGUUCUCUGCCUCACAAAUCCGUGGAGUUGUUUGAGAGGAUGCCUUCUUUUGGGUGUGAGCCGGAUCAUAAUGUGUCGUCGUCGAUGAUUUAUGUUUAUGCUCGCACAGGUAAUGUUGAUAUGGCUUUGAAAUUGUAUGAUGAUGCGAAAAAUGAGAAGUGGCCUGUUAGGGCAGUUGCAUUCUCUGCUUUGAUUAAGAUGUAUGUUUUUGUCGUUUUGAUUUUCAUAAAAGUUAAAAAAAAAUAUAUUAAUGGUUUUCUUUCAUUGAAACAGGGAUUACUUGCAAUACAACUUACAGCUGUAUUCAAGAAUCUGCAUCCACCAUCCUGUGCAAAGGAAAGUAGCACAUGCAUUGGACCAACAGCGGGACAAAUGACGUUUCUAUUUUCUGGGUUUUGCUUACUCUUGAUAGGUGCUGCAGGGAUUCGACCGUGUAAUUUAGCAUUCGGUGUUGAUCAAUUCAAUCCAAAAACAGAAUCAGGAAAGAAAGGAAUCAACAGUUUCUUCAAUUGGUAUUAUUUCACCUUCACUUUUGCUCAGAUGAUUUCUUUGUCAUUGAUUGUGUAUGUACAAUCAAGUGUGAGCUGGGCAAUUGGUCUUGGAAUUCCUGCUGCAUUGAUGUUGUUAGCUUGUGUGUUAUUUUUCAUGGGUGAUAAAUUGUAUGUUAAAGUAAAACCAAGUGGCAGUCCCAUCAAAAGUAUUGUACAAGUUUUAGUGGUUGCAGUCAAGAAAAGGAGAGUUAAACUACCUGCUCAGCAUCCAAUGCUUUCCCUCUUUGAUUAUGUGCCAUCCAAGUGCGAUUAUCCAAAGCUUCCUCACACAUAUCAAUUCAGGUAA